Messenger RNA from Lonchura striata (white-rumped munia), 2235 nucleotides. RefSeq names its product DET1 partner of COP1 E3 ubiquitin ligase (gene DET1). Gene Ontology annotation, cellular component: cullin-RING ubiquitin ligase complex; nucleus. Gene Ontology annotation, molecular function: ubiquitin-like ligase-substrate adaptor activity; ubiquitin protein ligase binding. Gene Ontology annotation, biological process: positive regulation of proteasomal ubiquitin-dependent protein catabolic process; protein ubiquitination. Lineage: Eukaryota; Metazoa; Chordata; Aves; Passeriformes; Estrildidae. The record is from RefSeq and is a predicted model, not a curated record.
CCUCCCGCCGCUGUGCCGUGGCGGAAAGAUGGCGGCGGCCAUGGCCUGAACGGGACCCGGCGCUGCCACAGCGGUGAGCGCGGCCGCGACCUCUCCCCGGUCCUCAACCGGCGCGGUGGCACCCGGUCCCCGUGUCCCUUUAGCCCUCGGGCCAGCGGGAGAUCCUCAGUAUCUUUGGUGGGCCAGCCCUCAGCUCCCCCCGGGCUUCCCUGGAGCUCAGUUCCUCCUCAUCCCGGGGGACCGGAGCUCCUCGCUUCCCUCUCGGCAGGAUGAAGAUGAAGUAGAGCUCUGGCCAUGGACCAUGAGGCCCCCACCAUCAGGCCCCGGCGCAUCCAGAACCAGAACGUCAUCCACCGCCUGGAGCGCCGCCGGAUCAGCUCAGGCAAGGCCGGCACCCACUGGCACCAGGUCCGCGUCUUCCACCAGAACGUCUUCCCCAACUUCACCGUGGUCAACGUGGAGAAGCCGCCCUGCUUCCUGCGCAAGUUCUCCCCCGACGGCCGCUACUUCAUCGCCUUCUCCUCUGACCAGACCUCGCUGGAGAUCUACGAGUACCAGGGCUGCCAGGCGGCCGAGGACCUGCUGCAGGGCUACGAGGGGGAGAUCCUGGCCAACGGCAACGACCAGCGGUCCGUCAACAUCCGGGGGCGGCUCUUCGAGCGCUUCUUCGUGCUGCUGCACAUCACCAACGUGGCCUCCAACGGGGAGCACCUGAACCGCGAGUGCAGCCUGUUCACGGACGACUGCCGCUACGUGAUCGUGGGCUCGGCCGCCUACCUGCCCGAGGAGCCGCACCCGCCCUUCUUCGAGGUGUACCGCAACAGCGAGUCCGUCACCCCCAACCCCCGCUCCCCGCUGGAGGACUACUCCCUGCACAUCAUCGACCUGCACACGGGCCGGCUCUGCGACACGCGCACCUUCAAGUGUGACAAAGUCAUCCUGUCCCACAACCAGGGGCUGUACCUGUACAAGAACAUCCUGGCCAUUCUCUCCGUGCAGCAGCAGACCAUUCACGUCUUUCAGGUGACGCCCGAGGGGACGUUCAUCGACGUGAGGACCAUCGGCCGCUUCUGCUACGAGGACGAUCUCCUGACCCUGUCCGCCGUGUACCCCGAGGUGCAGCGGGACACGCAGACGGGAAUGGCCAACCCUUACAAGGAGCCCUUCAUCAACUCCCUGAAGCACAGGCUGCUGGUGUACCUGUGGAGGAGGGCCGAGCAGGACGGGAGUGCUAUAGCAAAAAGAAGGUUCUUCCAGUACUUUGACCAGCUGAGGCAGCUCCGCAUGUGGAAGAUGCAGCUGUUGGAUGAGAACCAUCUCUUUAUCAAAUACACAAGUGAGGAUGUGGUCACGCUGCGGGUGACAGAUCCUUCCCAGCCCUCCUUCUUCGUUGUGUACAACAUGGUGACCACGGAGGUCAUUGCCGUGUUUGAGAACACAUCUGAUGAGCUGCUGGAGCUGUUUGAGAACUUCUGUGACCUCUUCAGGAAUGCCACCUUGCACAGUGAGGCUGUGCAGUUCCCCUGCUCAGCUUCCAGCAACAACUUUGCGAGGCAGAUCCAGCGCCGGUUCAAAGACACGAUUGUGAACGCCAAGUACGGAGGGCACACGGAGGCCGUGCGGCGCCUGCUGGGGCAGCUCCCCAUCAGCGCCCAGUCCUACAGCGGCAGCCCCUACCUCGACCUGUCCCUUUUCAGCUACGAUGACAAGUGGGUGUCAGUCAUGGAGCGGCCCAAGACCUGUGGUGAUCACCCCAUAAGAUUUUACGCCCGUGAUUCUGGCCUGCUGAAGUUCGAGAUCCAGGCGGGCCUCCUGGGGCGCCCCAUCAAUCACACAGUGCGGCGCCUGGUGGCCUUCACCUUCCACCCCUUCGAGCCCUUCGCCAUCUCGGUGCAGCGCACCAACGCCGAGUACGUGGUCAACUUCCACAUGAGGCACAGCUGCACCUAGGGGGACUCAGGGCUGCUCUCCUUGGCUCUGGGCCUCUGCCACAGGUGCACCAAAGCCAGACACUCACACCUUCUGGGAAACCAAACCAUUGCUCCUGGAAAGAAGCCUCACCUUGGAGCUCCUUCCUGUGGCAUUGCAGGGCCCUCAGCCUCAGCUGUGGAAAGCUGAUCCACCCCAGUUAUAGGCAUGGAUACUUCUGACUUGUACUGUGGAGAUCCCCCUGCUGUCCUUCCCUGCUCCUGUUGAUGAACAAAGCGUAGCUGAGGUUCCUUUCCUGGUUUCCCA